ACUUAAAUGAACUAACUCUCGUCGUCUGCCCGAGUAGGAACAAAGAGAGAGAAAGAGAGAGAGAGAGAGAGAGCGCAACAAUGAGCGAAGGUCCGAAGCUAUUCAGCAACAAACCUAAGAAAUCGCAGCUGAAACCGGUAUCACCGUCGCCACAAUCGUCGUCGUCGUCGUCAAUGGCUCAACCUUCUUCGCAUACUCCGCCUCCUCUUGAACCACCGAGGGAAUCUUUCGCUCGCCGGUACAAGUUCGUUUGGCCUCUUCUCCUCGCCGUCAAUCUCGGCGUCGGAGCUUACCUUUUCAUGAGGACAAAAAAGAAGAAUUCGGGCGUAGAGGAAGAAGUUUCAGGAGUUCCUCCCACUCCCACUCCUAGUCCGAGUACUGCUGCUGUAACUGUUCCUGUUACUGAAAAAACCCCAUCCCUUCCACCUGUUGUGGAACCUGUGAUGUUACGUGACCCAAUACCUGAGAAUCAGCAGCGAGAACUUUACAAGUGGUUGUUGGAAGAGAAGAGGAAGGUGAAGCCCAAAGAUGCUGAAGAGAAGAAACGUAUUGAUGAAGAGAAAGCCAUCCUCAAACAGUUUAUUCGAACAAAAUCUAUCCCAAGUUUGUAAAUCCAGUUAGCAUUUCUUCUAGUUUCACAGUGCCGAGAGAUUCUGAAUUAGGAUUGUUCUUUUCUCCUCUGUUAAUAUUUAUUUCCUGGGAGUUAUGUUGAAGUUUGAGAUUUGCUUUCAUGGAAUAUCAAUUCUUAUUUUGUGUUUCA
This is a messenger RNA of Rhododendron vialii, 760 nucleotides long. RefSeq lists its product as uncharacterized. NCBI's taxonomy places the organism in Eukaryota, Viridiplantae, Streptophyta, Magnoliopsida, Ericales, Ericaceae. The transcript is spliced from 3 exons. Bases 81 to 611 code for a protein of 176 amino acids. The record is from RefSeq and is a predicted model, not a curated record.